Messenger RNA from Thamnophis elegans (Western terrestrial garter snake), 2047 nucleotides. It is a transcript of the gene BLK, whose product is annotated as BLK proto-oncogene, Src family tyrosine kinase. The record is from RefSeq and is a predicted model, not a curated record. Lineage: Eukaryota; Metazoa; Chordata; Lepidosauria; Squamata; Natricidae. The coding region runs from base 114 to 1673 and encodes 519 amino acids. The transcript is spliced from 12 exons. Gene Ontology annotation, molecular function: ATP binding; signaling receptor binding; non-membrane spanning protein tyrosine kinase activity. Gene Ontology annotation, cellular component: extrinsic component of cytoplasmic side of plasma membrane. Gene Ontology annotation, biological process: cell surface receptor protein tyrosine kinase signaling pathway; protein phosphorylation; cell differentiation.
CAAAGCGGAGUUACUUUAUUAGAGCAUUUCUCUAGUUGCAUGCAUUCUUAUCAAGCAGACCAUUAAAAAAAGACCUGGUUUGUUUUUUGUUUUUGGAGGAUUUCUGGAAUUUCAUGAGAAAUGUUUUGAGCCACACACAAGGAACUCUAAGAGACAGGAUGGGACUAUGUGAAAGCAGGAAAAUCAGGAAAGAAAGGAAUAAUUCUCUAUAUAGACAGAAACCUCAGAAAUCCAUGAAAAGGAAAGUUCCACCACCUGCACCACCGUUAUUAUUUAUAUUUUACUCUAGACUGAAUCAAUGUUUCUGUUUGUCGCAUGCUAUAGGCAAGAAAUAUGUAAUAGCACAAUAUGCUUUCGUGUCUAUGAGUGAUCGAGAUCUGCCUUUGACUGUAGGAGAGAAAUUUGAAGUCUUAUGCAGUGAAGGGGAGUGGUGGUUAGCAAAAUCCCUUACUACUGGAAAGCAGGGCUACAUUCCUAGCAAUUUCGUAGUCACCAUCAAUAGCCUGGAAGAAGAAGAAUGGUUUUUUAAAAGACUUAACAGAAAAGAUGCUGAACGUUUAUUAAUGAUGCCUGACAACAAUAUAGGCUCAUUUUUGAUAAGGGAAAGCGAAAGUGUUCCAGGUGCAUUUUCACUUUCUGUUAGAGACAUCUUCUCUCAAGGGGAUAUUGUUAAGCAUUACAAAAUCUCCACUAUGGACCAAGGUGGAUACUACAUCUGCCCCAGGACUAUAUUUUCUUCUUUGCAGGAGCUUGUCAAGCAUUAUUCCACUAAAGAUAAUGGUUUGUGUCAGAGGCUAAGAUAUCCAUGCAAGUCUCUGACUCCACAAGUACCCUGGGCUGCUGAUGAAUGGGAAAUCCCACGAGACACUAUAAAACUCAUCAAGAAACUGGGAGCAGGCCAGUUUGGUGAUGUGUGGAUGGGCUACUACAAGAACAAUGUGAAGGUUGCAGUCAAGACAUUAAAAGAAGGCAGCAUGGCCCCGGAUGCCUUUUUGGCUGAGGCCAACUUGAUGAAGAGACUUCAGCAUAACAAGUUGGUUCGAUUGCAUGCUGUGGUGACCCAGCAGCCAAUUUAUAUUGUAACAGAAUACAUGGCCAAUGGAAGCCUGCUUGAUUUCUUCAACACCAAUGAAGGGAGGAAUCUGUCUCUUGCAAAACUAAUAGAUUUCUCUGCUCAGAUUGCUGAAGGGAUGGCGUACCUUGAGAGAAUGAACUUCAUCCACAGAGAUCUCAGGGCAGCCAACAUUCUGGUUUCAGAGUCCCUUUGUUGCAAAGUUGCUGAUUUUGGCCUGGCUAGACUCGUCGAGAAUGAAUACCUUGCAAAGGAAGGUGCCAAAUUUCCUAUCAAAUGGACAGCACCAGAAGCAAUUAACUAUGGAGUUUUCACAAUCAAAUCUGAUGUCUGGUCCUUUGGAAUUCUUCUCACUGAAAUUGUUACCUAUGGACAGACACCCUAUCCAGCUAUGAUGAAUCAUGAUGUUAUCAGGCAUAUAGAACAGGGCUACCGGAUACCUUGUCCAGAAUCAUGUCCCUUUAAUCUCUAUGCAAUUAUGUCAAAAUGUUGGAAGGAGAACCCAGAAGAACGACCGACAUUUGAAUACCUCCAGACUACCCUUGAAGACUUUUAUACAACCACAGAAAAACAGUAUGAAUCGGAACUCAAAAUGUCUUGACAAAGAGGAUUUUUUAAAAUCAUAGCAUGGAAUAGUUUGGGAGAAUUUCAUCUUAGCUGCACUUUGCAAAGUUGUUCCCAAUCAUAGAAGUUAAGUCAUAUGCAUCUCUGAAGCUCUAUAUACUGCAUGUCCUUGCCUGGCUUUGGUUUCCCCACCCAGUGAGAAAUAAUGUAAACCAUCAAGACUGGAUUUGGAGAAGAAAGAACAUGUGACAAGAGUAAGGUCUCACUCUUUCACUCAUGCUUCCCGAAUGCAUGUCCAUAUCAAUUGUUCUGAAAUGGUACCUUCCACACUAUGAGAAAGGAUCCAAAGUAUGAUGUAAGUUCAGUCUAGGUAAAAUAAAUGUUUCCAUUCAGAUUGCCUCUGGAAUCAGA